This is a messenger RNA of Diatraea saccharalis (sugarcane borer), 2406 nucleotides long. The record is from the annotation of a GenBank genome assembly. Lineage: Eukaryota; Metazoa; Arthropoda; Insecta; Lepidoptera; Crambidae.
AUGGAGCGACUAAAUUUGGGCUUUCUUUUGAUAUCACUUUGCGUGUUUCUUUGGGGUGUGGCCGGUCAAUAUGAGUGGCAAAUUAGAGACGCUUUUGAUGAAAUAAGAGGUAAAAUGGAUAAAGUUUCAGCCGAUAACUGCUACAUAACACAUCUCGAUGAUCUGUACUUGCCAGAGGAUUCGGUGUCGCAUCACCCAGACGUGAAAGAGAUUAACAUAAAUCCAGUGUUUCCUAACCGCACAAAGUUACUUCAUUUGCAUAAUAUGGCUAUGAAUCGAGCCUUUUUCUGGAGUUACAUAUUACAGUCGAGAUUUAUACGACCGGCUAUCAAUGAUACUUAUGAUCCAGGUAUGAUGUAUUACUUUCUUUCAUCGGUUGCUGAUGUUGCAGCUAAUCCAUACAUAAACGCUAGUGCUAUAUACUUUUCUCCAAAUAUGUCAUACACUUCAUCCUACAGAGGGUUCUUUAAUAAAACUUUACCCAGAUUUGCACCAAGAGCAUUCAGGGCUGAUGACUUUAAUGACCCUGUACAUCUUCAAAAAAUUUCAACGCUGAAUACUUUUCACAUAGAAGAUUUAGGUGCAUUUGAUCCUGGAAGUUUGUCUAAGGAUUAUACAUCAGAUUUUUAUAGAAUAAAUGAAUGGUACCAACUCUGGUUGCCUGAUAAGGUAGAAAAGAGACAUGACACAAAAACAACAUAUCAAGUAGAAAUACGAUAUGCAAAUAAUACCAAUGAAACAUUUACUUUUCAUGGUCCACCUGGUAAUGAUGAAACACCAGGCCCUGUGAAUUGGACUCGGCCAUACUUUGACUGUGGACGUUUGAACAAAUGGCUCGUCGGGGCAGUGUCGCCAGUUGCAGAUAUUUACCCUCGACAUACCCAGUUUAGACACAUUGAAUACCCGACGUACACGGCAGCUGUGGUAAUGGAGAUGGACUACGACAGGAUAGAUAUAAAUCAGUGUCCCCCUAGUCAGGGCAACGACAGACCUAAUAGAUUUGCUUCAACAGCGAGAUGUAAAAUUGAAACAACUGAAUGCGAGCCCAUACAUGGCUGGGGUUUCCGUCGUGGUGGGUACCAGUGCCGAUGCGCGCCUGGUUACAGAUUGCCGAGUAUUGUGAGGCGACCUUACCUCGGAGAAAUCAUAGAGCGGGCCACUUCAGAUCAAUACUACAAUAACUUCGACUGCUUGAAGAUCGGCUGGAUCCAACGUUUGCCGGUUAAAUGGGAGAAGGCGCAUCCCUUUAUCCGCGCGCUGUACAUGGACGAGUAUCUCGAGUACGUGAACGCAACCAGCGGUGCGGACGCGUUGCACACUGAAAAACUCAAUGUGUACGAAGUGCUCAACUUUAUACGAGGAGUACAACCCGGAAACUGUUCCAAAUACAAUCCAACUGAUUUAUUUUUAAAUGGAGACAUCGCUUUCGGUUUUGAAGAGCAGUUGGAGAACCAAGCCAAGGUGGCAGUUAGAUUGGCAAAUUUCAUAAGCGCCUUUCUCCAGAUCGCAGAUCCACAAGAAGUGUUCAGUGGAACUCGUGUAGCAGAUAAACCGCUUACUGAGGAUCAAAUGUUCGGUGAAACACUGGCUAUGGUGCUCGGAGACUCAAAAAUAUGGUCAGCAGGAACAUUUUGGGAUAGAAACAAAUUUACAAAUCGAACAUUUUUCGGACCAUUCGCUUAUAAGACUGAAUUGAAUACAAGGAAAUUCAAACUCGAGGAUUUGGCCCGAUUGAACACAACUGAGGAAUUGUACACCAACAAACCGUGGUUCCAAUUCUUGAAACAGCGCUGGUCUACUAACUUUGAUAGCCUCGAACAAUACUUUCUCAAAAUGAAGAUCAGAGAUGAUGAACUCGGGAAAUAUUUGAAGCGAUACGAGAGAUAUCCUACGUAUUACAGGGCAGCUAAUAUAAAACACGGCCAUUGGACAAGCCCUUACUAUGAUUGCAACGGGCAUCUGAAACAGUGGGUUAUUACGUACGCUGCCCCAUUCUUUGGCUGGGAUAGCGUAAAGGUCAAAUUGGAGUUUAAGGGAGUUGUUGCAGUAACCAUGUCCCUGAUGUCAUUGGACAUCAACCAGUGUCCGGAUAAAUUUUAUGUACCAAACGUUUUCAAGAGUACAGACAAAUGUGACAGGAGAUCAUCUUAUUGCGUACCAAUAUUGGGGCGCGGUUUCGAGGCGGGCGGCUAUAAAUGCGAAUGUCUACAAGGCUACGAGUAUCCCUUCGAAGAUCCUAUUACAUAUUACGACGGACAAAUAGUAGAGGCAGAAUUCCAAAACAUCAUUAUGGAUAAGGAGACACGAAUAGAUAUGUUCAAAUGUAGACUAGCGGGCGCGGCGGCAAUACAGAACAGUUUCGUUAUUAUACUGGGUGUUUUACUCAUUCUUUUGAAAAUUAGGUAA